Messenger RNA from Musa acuminata subsp. malaccensis (wild Malaysian banana), 1252 nucleotides. RefSeq names its product probable xyloglucan endotransglucosylase/hydrolase protein 30 (gene XTH5). Gene Ontology annotation, biological process: xyloglucan metabolic process; cell wall biogenesis. Gene Ontology annotation, molecular function: hydrolase activity, hydrolyzing O-glycosyl compounds; xyloglucan:xyloglucosyl transferase activity. Gene Ontology annotation, cellular component: cell wall; apoplast. NCBI's taxonomy places the organism in Eukaryota, Viridiplantae, Streptophyta, Magnoliopsida, Zingiberales, Musaceae. The record is from RefSeq and is a predicted model, not a curated record.
CUCUCUCUCUCUCUCUCUGUGUGUGUGUUAUAUACAGCUGAAGAAGGAGAAGAUAAAAAGUGGAAGGAAGAGAGCAACGAGCACAAGAAAGAAAGAACGCCAUGGCUACGUCGACCACCUUCUUCAUCUUCUUCCUCCUCCUGCUCACCCGGAUGGCGGCCGUGGCGGCCUUCGACGUGCCGACGACACCCUUCAGCGAGGGCUUCUCCCACCUCUUCGGCAACGACAACCUCAUCCGCUCCAAGGACGACCGGUCCGUCCGUCUCUCCCUCAACCGCUACUCCGGUUCGGGCUUCAUCUCUUCCGAACUCUACGAACAUGGAUUCUUCAGCGCGUCCAUAAAGCUGCCCAGGGAUUACACCGCCGGCGUCGUCGUCGCCUUCUACACAUCCAACGGCGACAUAUUCCCCAACACGCAUGACGAGCUGGACUUCGAGUUCCUCGGCAACGUGAGAGGGAAGGACUGGAGGAUUCAGACCAACGUCUACGGCAACGGCAGCACCGCCCGCGGCCGGGAGGAGCGCUAUCUCGUCCCCUUCGACCCCGCCGAGGCCGCCCACCGCUACUCCAUCUUGUGGACGCCUGACUACAUCAUAUUCUACAUCGACGACGUGGCCAUCAGAGAAGUCGUGCGGAGCGACUCCAUGGGGGGCGACUUCCCGUCGAAGCCCAUGUCGGUCUACGCCACCAUCUGGGACGGCUCCUCCUGGGCCACCUCCUACGGCAAGAUCAAGAUCAACUACAAGUACGCGCCGUACGUGUCGGAGUUCUCCGAACUCGUCCUCCGCGGCUGCCGCGUCGACCCGAUCCAGCAGGUGGACACCGCCGAGCGGUGCGCGGAGACCGUGGAGGAGCUCAUGUCCGCCGACUUCGCCCUGCUGACCCCGAUGAAGCGCGCCGCCAUGCGCCGGUUCCGCGAGAGGUACAUGAUCUACUCCUUCUGCUACGACCAGCACCGGUACGGCAACUUCACAUUCCCGGACUGCGACUACGUCUCGCCGGAGCACACCAGGUUCGGGGAGUGGGGUGACAACAGGUUUCCUCCCAAGGAGGUCCGGCGAUCAAGGCGACGGGUCCGGAAGCCAAGCCCCAUCAACGUUCAGUCAUCGGAGUAGAAUCGAUCUUGUUUGUCCAUAGCGAUGGGAUUUAUUGAUUCUUUGGUGUUCGCGAUGCUAAGUUAUAUCAAUGUAGAGAGCAUCGGUGAUUGGUGUUCGAAGUUGGUGCCGCAAAUAAAGAUGAGUUCGUUCAAACA